AUGACCGUUGUGCAACCAGGAGUAUCAAGGCAAGCCAUUACCGAUUCUGGUCUCAUGAGUGUGGCUAAGAAAGAGGUGCUGACGGUGGACGAUCCUUUUGAUUCUCCGACCUACCAUAUCCUGGAAAAGCAUGUGUUUGACAAAGCAUUGAAGAGAAUUCAAGAUGACGGUCAGGUGAGGGCUACGGACAAGAAACCAGAAGCCGAGCUGCUCAUCAGCGCAUACCUAACAGAUGAAGACGGAGUCGAGCAUGUGGAGGUAAACUUCUUCAUCCGUGGGCCUCAUGGAGCCGGAAAAGUGUACACAGAGAUGUUUAAUGACAAGGCAGAUAAGGAAUGGAAGUACACAUACCUGAGCGUAGAGAUUUUAGCUCCCUCCCCAGCUAAACUGAUGCUGGAGUCUUAUUUGCUCCUAGACACAACCCUCUUAUAUCUGUUUUUGUGA
Messenger RNA from Eruca vesicaria subsp. sativa (arugula), 444 nucleotides. Lineage: Eukaryota; Viridiplantae; Streptophyta; Magnoliopsida; Brassicales; Brassicaceae. The record is from the annotation of a GenBank genome assembly.